AUGCGACGAGAUGGAAAAUAUAAGAGUAAUAAAACGAUUCGAUAUUGCAAAUAUUGUUCUGGAGAAAUAGUACAUAGUGAUUCAUCAAAUAAUAUGUCAUUAGACAAAAAAAAACGUUGGCAAUUGAUCGAAUUCUUAAAAAAAUAUAGUCAAUCAUCAAAUGAUAUCAAUAAACUAGUUACUCGUCGUUGUUAUAAUUUCUAUAUGUAUAAUGGUUAUUCUUGGCAUUCAAAAUAUAAACGAAGCCCACUAAAACAUUUGAGCUUUGCAAAAAGACCAGAUUUUGUUUAUCAACCUUAUGUUAGAUAUGUUACAGUUAAUCAAAAUAUUUUCAAUUUAAUUUUUCAAGAUGGAUUGCAAGUUUACAGAAAUGAAAAAAAAUUAUUAGAACUAUUUGAUAUUGAUUCAACAGAUAUUACUGUGACUGUUAUUUAUUUUAUGGAUGGUCCGAAACAUUGGUUUCCAAAUGAUUGGAAUAAUGCAUAUAAACAUGCAUUCGGAGGUUCUUUAGCCGAUUUUUAUAUGGGUUGUACGGGUGAUUAUUGUUCUUUUGGACCAAAAGCUCAUGGAUUAAAAAAGAUAGAUUCUAGAAUUGAUCAAAUAUUAUUUGUAAAUACAAGUAAUGAACGACAAGGACGAAUGGGAUGCUGUCAGCGUGUUGCCUGGAAGUAUCUAUCAUGUUUCAAAGGAGAUGUCUACAAAGAAGAGCGACGUCGUAAAAAAAGUCAACGACGUGAAGGAAAUAGACUGACUAAAAAUACAAUUUCAACUAAAAAUUUCUUUUGA
Messenger RNA from Adineta steineri, 786 nucleotides. The record is from the annotation of a GenBank genome assembly. NCBI's taxonomy places the organism in Eukaryota, Metazoa, Rotifera, Eurotatoria, Adinetida, Adinetidae.